UGAAACUUGUCUUGCUGCUUGGUUCUUUCUUUAUUUUAAACCUAACUUCUAACAUAAACACGUAUUAUUAAUAUAAUUAUUCUCGACGUGAGAGUAAGGUUUAACAACAAGCAUGACAGUGAGUUAUUAGUGAAUCUCUGAAAGUUAAAUUUCCCGCUGCGAUGUGCGUGUGAGGCGGGAGUAACGUUAAGGUUUGCUGGAGAAUCUCAGUCCAUGCUAACGUUAAACAAACAUGCAAGUUACAGAUAUCGGGCCCAGAGAAGACGGGAAAAUAUGGCACCGAAAAUUAGUAUCAAAAAACGGCGUUCUGGCCACUGUGAUCCGCAACGCGUCUGCUCGUCAAACCAAGACGGUUCGAUUCCUGCAUGUGGCUUUCGACACCACUGGAGAGUCGUUUCUUGGUGGUGAUCAUCAUGGCAAUAUAUAUGUAUUUGACAUCAGCAGGAACAGAUUCAAGCUAGUCCAGAAAACAGGCCAGGCAUGUACUGCUUUAGCCUUCAACUUAAGAAGAACUACUGAGUUCCUGGUUGCUCUGGCAGAUUACUCCAUCAAGUGCUUUGAUAAAGACACCAGGCAGCUCGUGAGCUGGAUGCGGGGUCAUGAAGGUGCCAUUUCCUCCUUGUCCAUCCAUAGCUCAGGCAGCUUCGCCAUCAGCACGUCUUCUGACACCGCGCAGCUCUGGAGCCUCGACACCUUCCAGAGAAAGAGGAAGCUCAAUGUUCGUCAGUCGGUUGGCAUACAAAAGGUGCUUUUUCUCCCACACAGCAACACGAUUCUCAGUUGCUUUAGCGACGACUCCAUUUUUGCUUGGGAGACCGACACUCUUUUCUGCAAAUAUCAACUGCCUGUUCCACAGGAUGGGCCCAGAAUUCACUACAGGACUUUUGCUGUUACACAAAAUGGAAAAACACUUGCUGCUGCUGGACGCUCCAACCUUGUCCACUUAUGGUGUCUGGACAGUCGGCAGCUCAUCAGAGUAAUUCAGAUGCCUUCAAAUGUCAAGACAGUGAGAUAUCUGGAUUUCCUGCCGGAUAGUUUUGAUGGCGGAUCCAACCAGACUCUGGGUGUUUUAAGCCAAGACGGCAUCAUGCGCUUUGUCAACAUCCAGUCAUGCAAGCAGCUCUUUUUAAUCGGAUCCCAUGAGGAUGCAAUCAGCUCUGCUACUGUUUGUCCUAAAGGUCACCAUAUUGUAGCAGUGAUGGACAGUGGAGCUAUUAAAAUCUAUGAUGUGCGAAGUCUUACCACAGAAAUCAGUAAGCCUCCUCAGCCUUUGCUGAAACGGGUCACUAAAGUUAACGUCAGUGAUGGAUCAUGUCUGAAAAUGAAGGUGAACACUGGGGCAGGUCAGCGCGCUGUGAAAACAUCAGGACGCAGAAUCCAAUCCAAACUUUUACCAACUUCUGUUUCUACUCUGGAUGACAAAGAGAAUGACUUGCCUAAUGGCCUAAGCAAGAAAAGACUACAAGCGUUACUAAGAGAGUUUGGCGAGUACCCAGCAAAAUACAGGAUGUUUAUUUGGCGUUCCCUGUUGCGUUUACCUGAGAACCAUGCAGCUUUCAGCAGCUUGACUGAUAAAGGCCUGCAUUCAGCUUACCUGUGUCUUCAGGAGCAGUAUCCCAUCAAAAGCCACAAACUACAGAGAGGCCUGCAGAGAGUGUUGUCUGCUCUCGCUCACUGGGCUGCAGUCUUCGGUGAGACUGAUUAUGUUCCCCUGCUGGCCUUCCCGUUCGUCAAGCUGUUCCAGAACAAUCCUCUGAUCUGCUUUGAAGCAGUGGCCACUGUCAUUGUGAACUGGUGCCAGCACUGGUUUGAGUAUUUUCCCAACCCUCCGCUUAAUGUGCUGAGUCUGGCUGAGAAUGUGCUGGCCCAUCAUGAUAAAGAGCUGCUUCAGCAUUUUGUUGCCUGUGGCGUUACCUCACAGCUGUAUGCGUGGCCUCUUUUAGAGACUUUGUUCUCUGAGGUCCUGAUGAGAGAAGAGUGGCUGAAGCUGUUUGACAAUGUUUUCUCCAAUCAUCCCUCAUUCCUGCUAAUGGCUGUGGUGGCGUAUGUCACCUGCUGCAGAGCACCGCUACUGCUCUGCACUGACAAGAGAGAUUUUGAGUACUUUUUCCAUCAUCGCAAUAGUUUGGACAUUGGAGCUAUGCUGAAGGAAACCUAUCGGUUGAUGGACAGAACCCCUGCCGACAUCCAUCCUAGCUCUGCGCUGAAUGAUUUUAAACCUCUGACUCAGGGCCAGUAUCCUGUCUUCAACAAAUACCCCACAUUCAUAGUGGAGUACCAGUCCCAAGAACGCGAGAGGAUCCGCCAACAAGAAGUGGAAUAUCUGAGAGAGAGACAGGAGGUUCAGAAGCUGCAUGCUGAGGCAGUCAGACAGCAGGCUGAGUUUGAGGCCUGGUAUAAACAGCAGGAGCUGCUUCUGCAAGGAGAAGAGCAACGGAGACUAAUCCUGCAGGAAGAGGAGAGUAAACUCGCACAACAGAGAGCCAGAUUGGCCGCCAUGAAGCGCGAGCUGAAGGUGAAGGAACUCAGUCUGAUUGAUUCUUCUAGAAGACGUUUCCUUAAGCACCAGCAGGAUCAGCGCAGAGUACAGCUCAAGAGACUUGAUGAUGAGAUUCAGAGAAAGAUGGCGCUGCGCGAUCAGGAGACAGCGGUCGCCGUUCAAGAUAUAGAAGUCAGACAGAUGGAACUUGAUGCCCAGAGACAACUGUUUGAACAGCAACUGGCCAGAGAGCAAGAGCGAGUGAGUCAAGAGGUGCAAACAGAGGUGGAUACGAGGAGCCGAAGAGCUGAGGCUGACCAUUAUACAUUUCAAAACCUCAUUCACGCAGAUGCAGAUAUCAGCCAGAAAAACCAGAAGAUGCUGGUGGAGGAGUCUCUUGCGGACGCAGGGCAGAUGGAGGUGGAUGCUGAUUGGCAGGCUGAGGUGAUCAAGAGACUGGAAGAGGCAAAGGAAAGGCAGGAGAAACAAAGAGAGAGACUUGUGAACCUCGGCAAACAAACUCGCGCUAAAGUGGAUAAAGUAGUCCAAUUAAUGCAGGAAGUGGAAGGAAAGCAGUGGGAUGAUGUAGUAGCCAAACAAGCCGAACGUGAGGACGAAAGACGGGCGGCCACUUCUGUUAACGCACAGGAGGAUUCACUGAAUCCUCAGAAAGAAAAGAGACGUAGAUCUCCUUGCUCAUCCAGAGGGCUUCUGUACAAACCCACUGACAUUUCUUCAAACAAUCAGUCAGACUUUUCUAUAGAUCGCGGCCGAGGGGAGCUGGACUCAAAGGAAAGGGAGUUGAUGCAGGAAAUCAGAGAACUGAGGAUGAAAUUAGCAGCCAGAGCCAGAGCGACUGAUUUUCUCUCACCUUCAGCCAGCUCCAUACAUUCACACUGACCACACUGGUCUGUGGACUGACAAUGUGUUUUCUUUUUAGUUUCUUUUUAUUCAUAUUUUUAAGGUAAUUGUCCUGUUAUAUAUAUAAUUUUUUUAUGUUUUUCUAUUUAAGAAUGGAAAAUGUGUCUUAUGGAGUGUAA
Danio aesculapii is the source of this 3519-nucleotide messenger RNA. It is a transcript of the gene tbc1d31, whose product is annotated as TBC1 domain family, member 31. The coding region runs from base 233 to 3379 and encodes 1048 amino acids. NCBI's taxonomy places the organism in Eukaryota, Metazoa, Chordata, Actinopteri, Cypriniformes, Danionidae. Gene Ontology annotation, molecular function: protein binding. Gene Ontology annotation, cellular component: centrosome. The record is from RefSeq and is a predicted model, not a curated record. The transcript is spliced from 22 exons.